ACUGCGGCGGCGGCGGCUCGGGCGGGCGGGGGGCGGCGCGGCGCGGACACGAGCCGGAGCAGCAGCGGCCGCGGCGCCGCAGGGACCAGCGGCCCAGGGUCGGUCUGGGCUUCUAGCAGCCGCCCCGUCCCUCACGCGGCAGGGGGAAGAUGCCCGAGCAAAGCAACGACUACCGCGUGGUGGUGUUCGGCGCGGGCGGUGUGGGCAAGAGCUCACUGGUGCUGCGCUUCGUGAAGGGCACGUUCCGUGACACGUACAUCCCCACCAUCGAGGACACCUACCGGCAGGUGAUCAGCUGUGACAAGAGCGUCUGCACGCUGCAGAUCACGGACACCACCGGCAGCCACCAGUUCCCGGCCAUGCAGCGCCUGUCCAUCUCCAAGGGCCACGCCUUCAUCCUGGUCUUCUCGGUCACCAGCAAGCAGUCGCUGGAGGAGCUGGGGCCCAUCUACCAGCUCAUCGUGCAGAUCAAGGGCAGCGUGGAGGACAUCCCCGUCAUGCUGGUGGGGAACAAGUGUGACGAGACGCAGCGGGAGGUGGACACCCGCGAGGCCCAGGCCCUGGCGCAGCAGUGGAAGUGCGCCUUCAUGGAGACGUCGGCCAAGAUGAACCACAACGUCAAGGAGCUCUUCCAGGAGCUGCUGACGCUGGAGACCCGCCGCAGCAUGAGCCUGAGCAUCGACGGCAAGCGCUCCAGCAAGCAGAAGCGGACAGACCGCAUCAAGGGCAAGUGCACCCUCAUGUGAGCCGCCGCCCCGCCGCCCGCCCCGCCGCCUCCGCCCGCGCCUCCUCCUGCUCCUCCACUCUCCCGUCCGCCUCUCGGCUGGGGAAACCGAGGCUGCCUGGCCAGCGGGCGGCAGGGCUGGGCUCCCCCGGCCCCUCACAUCGCUAUGCCCGCCUUCCCCACCCGCCCCCCUGCCCUGUCUGGGCCCCCACAGCCCAGCGGCCCCUCGACCCACGGUGGGGGGGGAAGCAGGGAGCCAGGGGAGCUGCGUGUCCCAGCGGGGACCAGAGAGGCCAUCUCUCCUCCACCGCAGCCCAGGACCCAUCUCUGUCCCCCACCCUGAGUGUCCCCAGCCCGAUCCGCGCCCCUCCCCCCCUUUGAUCACUGUGACCUUCCGGGGGAGGGGCGUCCAAGUGCACAUGGACCUCAGAGGGUUUUGUUUUUCUCUUCUUGGUGUUCGACAUGCAGCCAGUCUCGCCCAGACCCUCAUGACCUCUGACCUGUGCCCCCUCCCUGGGCCCCUGGAACACCCAUCCUGUCCCUGUCCACUCACCUUGGUGGAGGGGCCCAUGGGAUGGGCCUCAGGCCACCAGGCAAUAACCAUGGGGCCUGUAGGGGCACCCCUGCCAGCCCCAGUAGCACCCCGGGACCAGCAGACAGCCACAGCACCACCCCUGGGACUGUCCAGCCAGGACUGCCCAAGGGGCAGGUGGACCCUGGGGCCUGGAGUGCGAAGGUUUCCCUGGACACUGUGCCCUGGGGAUGUGCCCUUCCUUUGAGGCACAGAUGCUGGUGUGGUGGUGCUGGGCCCUGGGCACUGAGCACAGGGUGCCGGGGCCCGGCCAGGAGCACGUCAGCUAAGGCCCCGUCCAGAGGAGGCGAUGGCACUCCACACCAGCAGGACUGGAGGGGGCUCCAGGUGGAAUGCUGCCCUGUCCCCUCCUCCACCCACUGUGCCCAGUGACAGAGCCCCAGGAAGUGUUGCCCAAGUCUGGUGUACCUGCAGCCUCAAGGUUCGGGGUGUCUUUGUGAGACAGUCUGGGCAACUCCACUCACGUGACCCCCCUGGGGCUGUGUCCUUCGCGAAGGACACUAUGGAAGGGUGCAUGGGUGGUUGUGCCUGUGCGUCUGUCAUUCAGACGGCGUGUCUGCAGCCGGCAUGAAGCAAAGGUGUAGUGCGUGUGGCGUGGUCGGUGCCCGUGUGUGGGGCUGGCUGAGGGGUGUCUGCGUGAAUCGAGCUGCCUGUAUGGGCACAGUUGUCUUGGGAGUGCACGACGUGGUCUAUCUGUGAACCUGUGUAUUCUGACUCUCUGAGGGUCACUGUGUCCACUCUAGUCUGUGGCAAGUUGACUUGUGGCUGCAGGACAAACUGGACCCCAGCUGGCGCUGCGCAGCAAGCCAGCACUAGUGCAGCCACCUGGAGCUCAGCACGCCACCACCUCACAGUUCCCGGGGUCAGCCCCGGGUGGGGGGAGCCAGAUCCCACUCAGGGCCUCACAAGGCCGCGCUCCCAGUGUUGGCUGGGCUGGGGUCAUCUGCGGGCCCCGUGGGGGAUGUGCAGCAUUCCGUGCUGAGGGGCUUGAGAUGUGGCAGCUAAGCGUGCGAGGGAGAGAGUGGUCGCCCAAGGCGGACGCACCGCGGGUUGGGGUGGGAGACUGUGUGUGCAUGUGCGGGACGGGAGGGUGUCGCAUGUGGCUAUGCGGCCCCAGCAGGGGCGCAGGAUGCAGCGAGGCCGCUCUGUGGCUGACAGUGUUGAGGUGAUUGCUUUCCUCUGUGUUCCUGUGGCUCCUGAGUGGUUCCUGGCACACUUGGAGAGGUGUGAGUGUGUGUACCUGGGCGUGCGAGGCUGCGGGUGUGACAGGGCUCCCCUGCCCCCAGUCAGUGGUAUUGUCUGAGCAUAGCUGAGCUCUGACCCUUCAGCUGGCCCAGGGCCCCCAGCAGCUGGUGUCACCAUGGCCCCUGGCUGGACAGGGGUCUCAGCCCUUUCUCAGGGACAUGCCCUGAUAGCACAAUCUCCCUGGGGCCUGCCCGCCUGUCCCCAGGCCUCUCCGGCCCUGGGCCCUGCCCCCCCUGGGGAGAGGGACUCUGCAAUAGGAGGGGCCGAGCCGCCCUGACUGCCGCCCGCCCUGCCCGGGCAUCCUGGUGCUGGGGACCUGCCAGGCCAUGCUCGCUGUGACCCUGCCCCUCCCCCCGCAUGUGGGAACCCUGCCCCCUGGGGGGUCUGUGUAGCACUCGCUCAUAUAGACAUAGUCUUCCUGCAAUAAAGAAGUGGAUCCUGUGUUC
Molecule: messenger RNA, 3007 nt
Organism: Marmota monax (woodchuck)
Lineage: Eukaryota; Metazoa; Chordata; Mammalia; Rodentia; Sciuridae
Gene: Diras1
Product: DIRAS family GTPase 1
Exons: 2
Coding region: 150-746 (198 amino acids)
Biological process (GO): signal transduction
Cellular component (GO): plasma membrane
Molecular function (GO): GDP binding; GTP binding; GTPase activity
Source: RefSeq, a predicted model, not a curated record